Ophidiomyces ophidiicola is the source of this 1731-nucleotide messenger RNA. RefSeq lists its product as uncharacterized. Bases 1 to 1731 code for a protein of 576 amino acids. NCBI's taxonomy places the organism in Eukaryota, Fungi, Ascomycota, Eurotiomycetes, Onygenales, Onygenaceae. The transcript has 5 exons. The record is from RefSeq and is a predicted model, not a curated record.
AUGUCCGGCCCUGUAUCCCGGUUGCGGAGUCUGACUGCGCAGCUGCUCCACAAAAGCACCGACGACGGCCACCACAACUUUAACCGGCACACGCUCUCACCGACAUUUUUCCUGCCGCGCGCUGCGGCGAUUGAGCCCGAUGCCCAAGCCGUCUACCACAUUACGGCCAACAAUAAAGUACUCAGGAGGUCGUAUAUCGAGACUGCGGACCGGGCAAGAGGCCUAGCAUAUUAUAUCAAGAAGCAUGGAUAUAAAAGAGUUGGAAUUCUCAGCCCAAACACGCCUGCGUUCUUGGAGUCGAUUUUUGGAAUCGCAGCUGCCGGCGCAGUGAACGUCGCGGUAAACUAUCGUUUAAAAACGGAAGACGUUGCCUAUAUCUUUGAACAUUCUGAAGUUGAUGCUAUUAUCGUCGAUCAGGAAUACCUCCACCUGCUGGAUGAAUUUCGAAAGACUCGGCCCGACUUUCCUGUCAUUAUCGAUACUGACACCGAUGCUGUUGAUGGAGAACUUAGCGGUCCCUUUGAUGCUGCCGUUCUUGAAGGCUUGAAGUAUGAUACGCAGCUGGGAAAUCAUGGGUGGAAUGCGCUGGAAACACACGCUGAGGAUGAGGAGUCCCUUAUUGCUCUAGCAUAUACCAGCGGGACAACUGCGCGGCCUAAGGGUGUAGAGUAUAUUCAUCGUGGGUGCUAUUUGGCGGCUCUUGCGAAUGUAAUUGAAUCCGGCUUGAAUUACGCCCAGGGGAGAUGUCGCUACCUCUGGACACUUCCAAUGUUCCAUGCAAUGGGGUGGACAUUCCCUUGGGCUGUCACAGCAGUACGGGGCACUCAUUACUGCUUACGGAAGAUUGACUACCCCGAGAUCUGGCGACUACUCAAGGAAGAAAAGAUCACCCACUUUAACGCUGCUCCCACUGUCAAUACAGUACUUUGCAGCUCUAAGGAGGCUGAGAGACUUCCAGAUCCUGUGCGGGUCACUGUGGCGGCUAGCCCGCCCACCCCCCAUCUUUUUGAGCAAAUGUCGAAUUUAAAUCUAUAUCCGGUUCACGUAUAUGGUCUUACGGAAACAUAUGGGCCCAUCACGAAAGGCUACCAUAUGCCGGAAUGGGAAACAAUGCCGUUGAAGGAUAAAUAUCAGAGAAUGGCUCGACAAGGCCAUGGUUUCGUAACAAGUCUUCCAGUUCGGGUUAUCAAGACUGAGGUGCCUGAAGGCACAAUUAUUGACGUUGAGCGCAACGGUAAGGAGAUUGGCGAAAUUGUUUUCACCGGAAAUAUAUGCGCCAAGGGUUACUAUAAUGACCCAGAGGCGACACGGAAGCUCUUUGCGGGCGGAGUUCUUCACUCUGGCGAUCUAGCCGUCUGGCAUGCAGAUGGGGCUAUCCAAAUUUUAGAUCGGGCGAAGGAUAUCAUCAUUAGUGGAGGCGAGAAUAUUUCUUCGGUUGCGCUCGAAGCCAUGCUUGCCACCCACCCGGAUAUUCUCGAAGUCGGGGUCGUCGCCGUCGCCGAUUCACAUUGGGGGGAGCGGCCCAAGGCAUUUAUCACAGUCAAGGCCGGGAAAACACUGACAGGGGAACAAGUCAUCGAGUGGGCAAAAUUCAACAGCGGGAUCAGCCGAUUUAUGGUCCCUAGAGAAGUCGAGGUUCUCUCAGAGCUGCCUAAAACGAGCACAGGCAAAGUGAAGAAGAACGUACUGCGUGAGUGGGCAAGGGGAGCGGACCGCAAUGCUGUAAAAUAG